CGUGCAGAUAGGUAGGGCUGAAGGAAUGGGGAAACGGGAGAGUUUCGCGUCGGGAGCGUGGAGGACAGGACAGCCGCGGCUCUGCCCCGUCCGGGCUCCGUCUUAGCCUCCAGCGUGUCCCUAAGGCUCCCUAAGGCAGCCGCUGCCUCUUCUCCAGCCCUGUAAUAGCGAGCUCGGGACUUCUCCGGUCGCUUUUCCCCGUUUGGAGGCAAGUAGCGAAACCUCCAGCUCCGCCGCCCAGCUCCAGCCCCAGCCGAGGAGCCCUACAUCCCGGCAGCGCUGCCGGCCCUCCAGGAUGUCUCACAUAAAUGAAAUGUGGUGCUGUCACUGGAAAUGGAAGCUGCAUCACUGUCUCUACUUGUUUAUCCUGUAUAUUAUAUGCAUGCAGCAAGCAGCACAUGGAUGCUACAACUGUAGGACUGUGCUAACUGACCCCUCUGGAGUUUUCACUUCUCCAUGCUAUCCAAAUGAUUAUCCCAACAGCCAAGCUUGUAAAUGGAUCAUCCGAGCACCUCAUGGAUUCAUUAUACAGCUAACAUUCAGUGAUUUUGACAUUGAAGAAGCACCGGGCUGCAUUUAUGACUCAUUGACAUUGGACAACGGAGAGAGCCCAAUGAACCUUUGUGGCAUCACUGCCAAGGGAUUGUCAUAUAAUUCUACUGGAAAUGAAAUGAUUGUGUCUUUUAAAAGCGACUUCAGUAUCCAAAAGAAAGGUUUUAAUGCCAGCUAUGUACGAAUUGCUGUGUCUCUGAGGAAUCAGAAGGUCAUCAUUCCCCAGGAUCCCGACGCUGAUGCUGUAUCGAUGGCAGAAACAGUCUUGGUUCCAGAGCUCAGCCAGUUCACACUGUGCUUUGAAGCAACCAAGAGCGGCAGUGAUGACAAUGAUGACUGGAAGAUUUUCUCUUAUACUGAUGCAUCAUCAAAAGAAUUUUUCGGCUUUGGGAAGACCACAAAAGGCCAUUUUCUGUCCAUCUCAGGCACACAGUGCAUACUGGAAAACGCGUUGCCUCGAAAUGUGGAGUUUUUCACAGGAACAUUUGAACAGCUUUGUGUCAUAGGGGAUAGUUUCUCGGGCACUGUUGGUGUAUACGCCAAAAACAUCUAUCGUAAUACAUACUGUCCAGAUAUGUUUGGCAAAGUUAUCCCUGGAAAUGGGAGGCUUGUGCUGGGCUCUAACAGCAAUGAAAUGAGCUCUCUAAAUGGGGACGUUUACAACUUCCGCCUCUGGAAUUUCACCAUGAAUGCUCAAACACUGGCCAACCUCAGCUGCGAUGUGAAAGGAAACAUUGUAGACUGGGAAAAUGAAUUCUGGAGUAUUCCAACUUCAGCACUGAAGGCAGAAAACAAUUUGAGUUGUGGCUCAUACCUAAUUCCUUCUUCUACAAUUGAACCAACAAGUUGUGCAAACCUAGGAAGCCUUUGUCAAGCUACUGUAAAUGCUACUACUCCUACACCACCCACUGUCACCACUAACAUGCCUGAUACUAAUAGAACCGAUAAGCCAAACAAUGGUGGACUAUUCUACAGGAUAUCUAUAACUGUCUUUAGUUACAACUCCAACUCAGAAUCAAAAGUACAUGAUGUGGUUGCAGAAUGGCUAAACCAUACUUUCCAGAACUGGAAUUACACUGUGUAUGUGGUCAAUAUCAGCAUCCAACCUGGUACCAUAAAAGAGGCAGUGAGAGAAAAAAGAAGCAUUGAUAGUAAACGUUUUGAGGUUCUAGCCCUUCUGGUUUAUAAUGCUACCAACAACAUCAAUUUAGAAGAGCAAGACAUCCGACAAAAGCUCAUAAGUAAUAAUGAGUCCAUAGCAGAGGGAUAUAGGCUUCAUAUGGUGGAAGUUGAUCCAGUGGAGAAAUGUUUAGCUGAAGAAAACCCUCCAAACUAUUUUUGGCCAGACACCAGACCAACAGUUACCAACUUUACAUUUUGCCAUGGGAGUUCAGUUCAGAUUGCAUCAAGAACCUGCUAUUUGGGUCUGCAGAAUUACACAUCAUACUGGGGCCAACCAGAUCUUAGAAAUUGCACAGAAAAUGCAGCUGAUAUUGCCAAUCAGCUUUUGAAUCUCACUGGUGAAGGGCAGCAGCUUACCUCAGACAAAGUAAACGAUGUUGUCCAGAAACUCAAAAAAAUUGUGAAUGAUGAAGAAAUUGAUGAAUCUCUGGGUUCUACUGUGGUGACAAUUUUUUCCAAUAUUCUAAACAGUUCAGACAGUGUAUUGGCAGCAUCAUCUUCAGAAGCUCUUAAAACUAUUGAUGCCUUGGCUUUAAAGAUCCAGUUCACAGGACCAUCCAUGAGUAUUUCAACACGCAAUCUUGCACUUGGAGUGUCUUCUGUAAAUUCAACUUCAUUCAAAGGUUCUUCUUUCAGUGUCAGUCCACAGAAUAAUGCAUCUGAUUUCCAGAUAGACUUUGACAAGGAUCAGACAAAUGCCAUUGCUUCUGUCAUUCUACCACCAAGUUUACUGAAGAAUUUAAGUCAAGAUGACAUUGAAGUUAUAUCAAGGGCUCAAUUUACUUUCUUCAAUAAAAAUGGUCUUUUUCAGGAUGCAGAAACUCCUGGAAACUUGACCAGUUUUGUGGUGGCAUGCAGUAUUGGAAACAUAACUAUUCGAGAUCUUCAGGAAUAUGUGAAGAUUACAAUUAAACAUACCAAAAUUCAAGAAGAUCCUAAGCCAACCUGUGUCUUCUGGGAUAUGGCCAAAAAUGGUGGCAAUGGUGGCUGGAACCCUACGGGCUGUGAAGUGCAAGCAGAGUCCAAUGAAAAUGAAACAGUUUGCUUAUGCAACCACCUCACACACUUUGGGGUACUCAUGGACCUUCAGGGAACCACUACAGAAAUAGACCCACAGAAUACCAAGAUCCUCACUUUCAUCACUUACAUAGGCUGUGGGAUAUCUGCUAUAUUUUCAGCUGCAACUCUUCUGACAUACAUUGCAUUUGAGAAGCUAAGAAGAGAUUAUCCUUCCAAAAUCCUAAUGAAUUUGAGCACAGCUCUGCUCUUUCUGAACUUGACUUUCUUGCUUGAUGGUUGGAUUGCAUCGUUUGACAUAGAUGGCCUCUGCAUAGCCGUUGCUGUACUUUUACACUAUUUUCUUUUGGCCACCUUUACAUGGAUGGGACUAGAAGCCGUUCAUAUGUACAUCGCUCUAGUGAAAGUGUUCAACACCUACAUACGGAGAUACAUACUCAAGUUCUGCAUCAUUGGCUGGGGUUUGCCAGCUCUAGUGAUAGCAAUUGUUUUGGCGAGCACAAAUAAAAAUGCAAGUCACGUUUAUGGCAAAGAAUUGUAUGGCAGAGAUGCUACUGGGCAAGGGGACGACUUCUGUUGGAUCAAGAAUAAGGUUGUCUUUUAUGUGACUGGUGCUGGAUACUUUGGAAUCAUGUUUCUCUUGAAUGUUGCCAUGUUUGUAGUAGUGAUGGUGCAGAUCUGUGGGAGGAAUGGGAAAAGAACUAAUCGAACUCUAAAGGAAGAGAUCCUGAGGAAUCUCCGUAGUGUGGUCAGCCUGACCUUCCUCUUGGGCAUGACAUGGGGCUUUGCCUUUUUCGCCUGGGGUCCCUUAACUCUGCCCUUCUUAUACCUCUUUUCCAUUUUCAAUUCACUUCAAGGUUUAUUUAUAUUUGUAUUCCACUGUGCAAUGAAAGAAAACGUGCAAAAACAAUGGAGGAGACAUCUAUGUUGCGGCAGAUUCCGACUGGCAGACAAUUCAGAUUGGAGCAAGACAGCAACAAAUAUCAUAAAGAAGAGUUCUGAUAAUCUUGGGAAAUCCCUAUCAUCUAGUUCCAUUGGCUCCAAUUCAACGUACUUAACAUCCAAAUCCAAAUCUACAACAAAUACAUACUGCAAACGAAGUAGCCAUACAGAGAAUAUUUUUGUUGACAAGCCAUCUUCAAAAUUUGCCCAAGAGGAUGGAGAGCAGACAUCAAUCAUCCCUGUCCACCAGGUUAUUGACAAGGUCAAAGGAUACUGCAAUCCUCACUCUGAUAACUUUUAUAAAAAUAUCAUCAUGUCUGACACAUUCAGUCACAGCACAAAGUUUUAAAUGGACUUCUGAAUUCUUCAAACUAAAUGAAGCCAAAACAUCUGCCCAGAAUGAAGAAUACUGAAUAUCAUACAAUGUGAUCUGCCCUGUUAAUUUUUCCAGUUUAUAAUGUUACCUUAUAAACAGAUUCCACUUGUGGACCAAUUUCUCUACCUUAUUCCUAUUGUAGGAAAGGACAAUUUUUUGCCAUGAUAUUGAGCUGUUUUACAGAGUGUGCCCACCAACAUGGCACCAGGACAGUUAAUCAUAUAAAUAUUUUUUUUAAGACAGAAGAAGAGCCAUAAGCAUAACUCCAAAUGAUACAGUCUGAACAGACACAUAUCCUGACUCCUGGAGAAAAUAGCAGACAUGUCAUGCAGUACAGACAAGCUCUUACCUAAUAGUAUACUUAUGGUCUAUUUCUUUUGAAAAACAUGAAUUUUCCUACAGCACUUGUUAGAUUCUCCUUAUUUUCUCCUUACUGACUGUCUGAUGCUUCCUGUUUUUUUGGGGUUUUUUUUGUUUGUUUGUUUGUUUGUUUGUUUUUGUAAGUGAAUAAAACACUAAGACCAGUCUUAUAGGGAUUUUUAAAAAACAUUUUUUUACUGAAUAGACCUAGUUCUGUAAAUUCAGGCUAUUCUGAAAACAAAUACAUAUAAACACUCUUACUACAUAGAUCUGCUGCAUGAGGAAGACCUGUAGGCUGUUAGUAAAUCUUCUGCAAAUUUUAAGCCUAUGAGAUAUGUAUGGCAGCAUACAUCUGCAUUGGUGCAGAACAAGGUAAAUCCAAAGUUUGCACAAAAUCAUCUUUCAAUGUUUAAUGAUCAGCAUGUAGGAAAAGCAGUAUCUCCCAUUGCAACUUUUAUUAUGCCAUGUUUGUACCAGUGUGUGCAGUCUUAUUUUUUGCUAAACAAAACAGAAAAAGCUAUAUAUAAAUGUAUAAAUACAUAUUUAGAUUUCUUUCCACACAUACUUUUAUAAUAUGCACUCAGUCAAUAUUACAGAGGAAACAGUGUGUACUACAGACAAUCUAAGAAAGGCAAACAGUGGUAAACUUGAAUACGCUUAAUAUUCUGUGAUCCCAUAGGUUCAUUUGCCAGUCUCUCUACUUCAGAUAUGCUGUAUGUAUAGGCAUCUCCAUCAGAUGGCUUUGCAACAUUAGCAUAACCUGAGUUACAUUUACCAGUAAUAAAUACAUGACAUCAUUCUGGGCACAUGACACAGUCAGUAUCAGUAUCCCUCUCCUGCCCCUGCAUUGGCUGAUUGGCUUGAAGUUGUUGGAGGCACAAAUUUUAAAGUGUUGAGGCAACAAGAAGGAAUUUUGGCAUUGCUGUACUGUGUAUGUCAUUACACUGAUCUCACUAUAUGUGCAGACAACAGACAAGAGCAUAAAAUGCUUACUCGUUUUAAGGUAUAUAGAUUUGUGACAUGUUAGCUUGUGAACACGUCUGCCAAAAGUACAUGAAGCAUGUCUCACUCCUUGCCAGGUGUUGUAAAAGUUGUUAUUGCACAUGUCACAGAAAGAAUGGGCCAGAACUUCAAAGGUGUUCUCAAUUACUGAUUUCAGAGGAGAAUGUCUCCUAGUGGAAACUUUCUUUCUUUCUUUCUUUCUUUCUUUCUUUCUUUCUUUCUUUCUUUCUUUCUUUCUUUCUUUCUUUCUUUCUUUCUUUCUUUCUUUCUUUCUUUCUUUCUUUCUUUCUUUCUUUCUUUCUUUCUUUCUUUCUUUCUUUCUUUCUUUCUUUCUUUCUUUCUUUCUUUCUUUCUUUCUUUCUUUCUUUCUUUCUUUCUUUUUCUCUCUUUCUUUCUCUCUUUCUUUCUCUCUCUCUCUCUCUUCCUUCCUUCCUUCCUUCCUUCCUUCCUUCCUUCCUUUCUGUUUUUGUUUUUUUGUUUGAUUGUUUUAAUAUAUAUAUAUAAAGACUUCUUUUUACCAAUGUAUUUUUAGGCAAAUACUUAUUUAGCUGCAUUGGGAAAAUGACAGAAAGUCACUCUGUAAGAUGUUCUGUUGCUAAGCAGGUGAAUACUCAGCGAUUAGGGAUGUGAAUUUGUGCUUCUCUCUGCUCUUUGCACGCAUCUUUGUGUGCAGAGAUCUUUUAAUGCUGUGACCGCACAAAUGGAGUAUUUUCCCUGGCUGCAAACACCUUGCAGGAGGAGUAUGUCCUAACUGUAUUCUGUCCAGAAACACUGCUGUUGCUACACACACCUUAACAAAACCUCAGUCUCCUAACUGCAAACAUUUACUUACAUGGUGGUAUGAAUGAAAGUCAACCUUAUACAUUUAACAUGUAAUUAUUAGUAAGGAUGAAUGUGUCAGAUAUCUUUGAAAGAGGAAAUUAUGUAGGAAGAGAUUAUGUACAAGCAUUUACUGAAUUUAUAUAUCAUCCCAUUUGCUUAACUACUGUAGGUAAUAGUGUUCACAUAUGAGCUUACUGUGAGAUUUCUACCUGAUUAAGGUGUUCAGAAGUGAAAAGAAGGAAAAUAAAACAUUCCUGAAAAAAAAAAAAAAAGAGGAAUAAUAAAAAACAAUGGAUUAGUAAAAUAUAAUAAGAAACCAAUAUCCUGACUGAACUCUAAUCUAACUAUCAGUUUAAUGUACAGCUACUAUAUUUUUUUUCUGAAAUAAGAUUUUCUCUUUUCUUUUACUACCAUGUAGUAAUCUUAAACUAUCUGUGUCAGUUAGAUGCUCUGGAAUGCUUCCAGUUCAAUGUAAAACUUCUACUUUUUAGUUGACAUACUGUAACCUCCCUUGUACAUAUUUAUUUAUUUGUGAGGUUAAAAAUGUCAAAUAUACUUAGCUCUGUUACAUCUGUUAUUGUUUCGCUUCUGCUUCACCAUAGAGAAAGAGUGAAAUAAUAAUUUCUUUUAUUUUUUUCCAAACAUUUUGUGAAAAAAUUACUGUAGUUCUGUAUGAGGAAACAUCAACAUAAUUUGUAAUACUAGUCAGUGGAAUAUAGUGUAACAGUUUUGAAGAUGGACUAAAGUGGAAAGAAACAUUUUCAAGUAAACAUUCUUGAUGUUAGUGUACCAAAUAAUUAAAGUUUUCUUUUAGUAGUGAA
Molecule: messenger RNA, 7074 nt
Organism: Tympanuchus pallidicinctus (lesser prairie-chicken)
Lineage: Eukaryota; Metazoa; Chordata; Aves; Galliformes; Phasianidae
Gene: ADGRG6
Product: adhesion G protein-coupled receptor G6
Exons: 25
Coding region: 296-4042 (1248 amino acids)
Biological process (GO): cell surface receptor signaling pathway; adenylate cyclase-activating G protein-coupled receptor signaling pathway; myelination in peripheral nervous system
Cellular component (GO): membrane
Molecular function (GO): G protein-coupled receptor activity; laminin binding
Source: RefSeq, a predicted model, not a curated record